Molecule: messenger RNA, 1802 nt
Organism: Leptopilina heterotoma
Lineage: Eukaryota; Metazoa; Arthropoda; Insecta; Hymenoptera; Figitidae
Product: presenilin-A-like
Exons: 5
Coding region: 342-1646 (434 amino acids)
Source: RefSeq, a predicted model, not a curated record
CGUAUAACUUUUUUUCUCCAAAAGAGAAAAUGUAGGUCAUUUGGUAUUUUCGACUAGCCUUGAAAAUACAAAACAUGCGUUUCCCCAUUGCGUAGUAGUAGACGAGCACAAAGUUUGAUUUUAGUGUGCAUAACACAAAGUUACAGUCUACACUUAAAUAUAUUUUACUUCUCUCUGCUAACAAGAUAUUUAUAUAAAAAAAAGUGGAAACUCUAAAAAAAUGUAUUAUUUAUCCAACUUAUAAAUAAAAAAAAAAAAAAACAUGUAAGAGAAGAAGAUAAAAUUUAUUUCAAGAAGAACAUUAAGUUAAGAAUAUUUUACAAUUUAAAAACAUUGCGAAUAUGUCAACAAAUCAAGAAAAAACAUCAUCAAUGAAAAACACUUCAAACAAUGUUAACAACUAUCCAAUCAUUGGAUUUUUACCAGCAUAUUUACCAAAAGAAUUUUCAAACAGUGAUAGUUCGUCUUCUUCAACUUCAAAACCUUUAAUAAAAAUAAAAGUCGAUCCUCCUCCUUCUAUUUCAAAUGAUGUGAAAAAACCAAUGCACUCUAAAAAUUUUCCAUCAAUAUAUAGUAUAUUUAAAAAUAAUCAAUGUGAACUUAAAGCAACAGCACCAACAAUUGAAGAAAUUAAUUCUUAUACGGUAAUUAAGAUGCCUGAUAAAAAUGAUGUUUUAAAAGAAUUCACAAAAUUAAUAAAUAAUAAAGAAAAAAUUAACAGUAAUCUUGAAUUUGAAGAAGCUGAGAAAAAUAUUAUUGAAUUAUUAUCGAAUAAAAAAACACAAUUAACAAUAGAGGAGAAGAAUGGAUUUUUAGUGAAAUUAAAUAAUAUUAGAGCGGAGAGAAAAAAUUUUUUAAAAAAAAGACAAAGAAAGAAAGUUAAAGAUUCAUGUUAUACAACGACAAUUUUUCAGUCCAUUUUAAUUGUUGUUCAUAUAAUUCUGUUUUAUUUUUGUAUUUUAUACAAAGAUGAUAUUCAUAAUGUAAAUUUAAUUCAAUUCAUCGUUUUCUCAUUUCUCGUAACUGUGGCUUUAAUAAUGCUGUAUGCAUUAUUUAUGACCGAAAAAUUAUAUUACGUUUUGGACAUAUUAUUCAGUUCUGCAUUCAGUUGUACUUACCUAUUUAUUUUUCCACCAGGAGUUGGAAAUGCUUUAAUACUGCUUGUAAUGUACCUUUUGGGAUUUAUAUUUCUAAUGGAAAUAUUAACUAAAAUUUAUUCGAUGGCUACAAAAAGUGCCUCAAGCGAUAAUUUUACUUCUCAAGUGCCUUUGAAGAAGUCUUCUAAAACAGAUAAUAAUUCUCAUAAAAAAUUGUAUACUUCUGUUCAUUAUCGUUCAGGAUCGAAUGGAAAUUCAAAUUCUUACACGAAUUUUCAUCAAACUAGUCAUAUAUUUCAUAAUCAUUAUUCUUCAUCACCAGUUAUGAAUGUUGAUGAAUUAUUUUUUGAAGGAACAAAUGACGGAGACAACAAUGACUAUCAAGAUGAUAAUAAUUGUGAAGAUAAUAAUCAAGAUAAUAAUCAAGAUAAUAAUGGAGAAAAUUUUUAUAAUGAAAAUUAUAGUAAUACAUGUAAUGCCGCUGAUUAUGAUAAUUAUGACAAUGGAGGAGACUAUGGAUGUCAAGAUACUGAUUGCUGUGACGAAUAACAAGUUAAUUAUUGAUAUUUUAUACUAUAUAACAGGCUUCGUACUAUUAUCCAUACUAAAACUCCUUUUUUUUUUUUAAUUUGUGACACUAAAAGAUACUUUUUUUCUUUAUUAAUAUAUGAAAAUUCACAUUACUUUAAAUUCGCUAAUAUAUAG